Leucoraja erinaceus (little skate) is the source of this 2415-nucleotide messenger RNA. RefSeq names its product SERTA domain containing 4 (gene sertad4). Gene Ontology annotation, cellular component: nucleus. Lineage: Eukaryota; Metazoa; Chordata; Chondrichthyes; Rajiformes; Rajidae. The record is from RefSeq and is a predicted model, not a curated record.
CAUUGGUGAUUUCGAUGAGCAGAUUAUGCGAUCUUCCCAUUGAAGAGGCUUCAGAUAUCCCGGAGUACGCGCCCAUCUGGGAAGAAUCUUUCAGCAAAACCGCAGCGAUUUCAACCCAGAUUAAAUACGGAGAGCCCACAGAUUGCCGAGGUGAUCAACACGCUGUAGGGUAGUCUCAACACAAAGACACGUGCUGUUCAUUGUAAAGUUCGCAGUAAGUGUGCCGGUCUGGACAUUUCUGUUUGCAUAAAAGAUUUUCACCAGUGUCAACUGGUUAAAAUGAUGUGGGGACAGGGAGUGUGGAGGUUGCUGCUCUCUUUAACCCAGUCAAAAUUAACAGACGGAGGAAACUAUAAAAGGAAGACACAAAAUGCUGGAGUAACUCCGGGUGACGUUUCGGGUCGAGACCCUUCUUCAUAUAGAGGGAUUCAUUUUCACUCCAAUAGUGCUAUCAAGUAUGCAACUGAAUCCUCUUGCAAAGGAAUCUCAAAUUUUCUAACAACGUCCAAGAUAGCAUACUUCAAACGGAAAUAUGUGGAAGAUGAAGAUCUUCACCCACCUGCUCACAGUUGCUGCCAAAAAUCACGGACAUUGGUCGCUCCUGAGGAUCGUACCCACAUACUUCGUUUAUCAUUGGAAAAAUUAAGACUUAUUGAAGAUCCCGAAGUAUUUUUGCGUCGAUCAGUAUUGAUCAACAACUUACUGAAGCGGAUCCGAGGGGAGAUGCAGAAUGACUGGUAUUUGUCUGCCUGCUCUUUUGGGGAGACGAGGCCUAAUAAUUGGUUUGGAUCGCAAGACUCUACCUGCAGGAAGCGGCUGCGGAUUGCCAAGGAAUAUGAGAGCAGCCUGCAUGAUUGCUGUUUUUACCAGGAACGUGGCAACCAGUAUUCAGUGAUACCUUUCUCAGUUUAUAAUGGGGAGAGAGUUGCCUCCACUCUGCCAAGUUGCUCUCGCCAGGGCAUGGGCUGCCCUGACGUUUACGGAAUACACAGCACGCAUCCCAGAAUUGAACUGGCAACCAGUGCAUUGUCUGACAUUUAUGAGAACAUUGAAAAAAAUGGUGAUAAGGAAAUCCAUAAGGAAGAUGAACAUCAAAAGGAAAGCAACACAGAGAAACAUACCUCCUGCGAAAGGGGCCCCCCUCGUGUGUGCAGUGAUAAGGAGGUUGAUUGCACAGCGACAGGCUUCAGAAAUGAUGGAAUUGUUUCUCCUGAAUCUGGGUUAGAUUCCAGCAUAUUAAAGCAAUAUGUAGGCGAUCACAAACUUUGUUGUGUAGAGGAAGCAAAAUUAGAAGCAGCUUGUUUUGCAAUGGCCACAACCAACAGUUUAACAAGCAUAGCUAAGAGCACAUGCAGAGUUAGUGACACUUAUUAGCAGGAACGCCCAUUACAGAAACUGAUGUUGAAUCUUUACCAUCAUGCUGAUGCACUUUAUACCAUUCUUGAAACUAGAUCCUGAAGAAAAAAUAUGUAGGAAAGGAAAUAAACCAGCACAUUGUGGUUUGGUUUUCUUAUACUUACCAUUAUAGCAGGUUAAGGUUUUAUGUUAUAGACAGUGGUUUAUACAGAGAAAAACUUGAGUGUGAUCGAAGGUGCCUUAAAUUUGUUACCACAGUGUUAAAGUUUGCAGGACUAUACGAAUCAUCUGUUGGGGGUUAGCUGUAGGAGAUUUUAUAAUAUUUUCUUAUAUUUUGACUUGCCACAGAACAUCAGCUCUAACACAUAGAAAGCGAGAAUUUUUGUUUGUUAUUUUAAAUUUACCAUUUUGAACAGAUAAUGUGUAUAAUUUCAGCCUGUUCUCCGUGUAAUAUUCUUGAAUAAGCCAACAGUGUGUUCCAUGAGCAAACAUCCAGCUGCUUGAGCAUUUCCAUAGCAACAGUUAGACGGCUGCAGAAAAUUAAAUUUGUGCUGUACAGUCUGUGAAUUGGUGGCUGACAUAAUUCCUCCAUUUAUUUUUGAAGAAUUGCAAUGCUUUACUUAACCUUUAAACUAAAAAAAAAAAACAUUUCUUCAAGCUUCUUUCCUGCUUUUUGCUGAAAAUCCAAAAUCAUUUUAUCGACAUAAUCAUCAGCAAACACCAUAGAAUGAAAUCUUGUUCGUAGGGACUGCUCAGUUGUAACUGGAUUUUAAAACUUUUGGAGCCAUAUUAGCUCAAAUGAGGAAUGGAAAAUGCUCUCCAUAAAACCAAUUGCAUUUGGAGUGAUCAAGUCCUUUACAUUAAGGCAUUUGCUUUUUUGUUGUGAUUGUGGCCGGUAUUUAUGUUUCCAAUGCAAUUGUAUAUGCUUUUAUAAAAAUCAAAAAAUAAUAAUCGGGGUCCUUUUCCACGUGAUAUGGUAAAUUGGUUCAUACAAGUGUUUUACAGUAAAAUGUGAUUUACAUGUAAGAUAUUUAUUAAACAGUAGAACAUUUUACACAG